CAGUUGAAUGAACCACCAAGAAACUGCAGAAUGAGACGUGGAGGAAGUAAAGCAACAACAGACUCAUGGCCGCAGUAACGUGAGGUGGCGGCCGAGAUGGAGGAAACUGACUUUCAUGAUAUUUUAGACGACUGGUUUAUCGAGUCCCUGAAAACGUACAAAGAUCUUCAUGUGUAUCAGCUGGAACAUCCCACCCAGGUCAUCGAGUGGACGUCAGGGAAGACCGUGUGUGUCGCAGGAUACACUUCGUCUAAAAAUGAGAUUUUGGAGCUGCGUUUGCCUCUGAAACUCUUCGCGGAUGAAAAUAAGGGUCUCUGUGCAGAACGGGAUUUCAAAGUUGUCAACGGUGGAUUGACAGACGGUCCUGUUCGCUGCCUCAGACACGUCCCGGGAACCAGGUGUGUUGUUACCAACGAUGGGCUGAGCUCAGACCUGCAGGUGUGGGACCUCGGAGGAGACGACAGCGAUGUGAUCAGGAGAACAGGAAGUAUUGAGGGGAGGAGGAGUGUUUCAGAGGGAGGCAGCAGGAUCGCAGCUCGACUCUCGUCACAGCCACAAGUUCUUCAUGGAGCUCAGAGCAGCGACGUCCGGCUGACUCAGCUGACCUCGGGACAGACUUUAUAUAAACUAGAGACCGACUCAGCAGAUCCUCUCAGUUCCUUACAUUUUGUGAGCGACGCAGUCUUCCUCGCCGGCUGCUGUAGCGGGAACGUUUACAUCGCCGACACUCGGACGUCUGCCGCUCCUCAGCUUUCACCUCCACCUGCGUCUUCAGGUGAAUCCGUCCUCUGGUGGACGGACGCCUCCGCGGGUCCGUCCAGCUGCAGGCUCGUCAGACUCUCCUCGUCUGGACGGGCGGCGAUUUCAGACCUGAGGAACCUGGGAGGAGCUGUGAGUCAGGCUCAGCUGGACGUCCAGACACGUCGCUGCGACCUGGACGACGUCAGAGUGUCGUGGGCUCCGAAGCUGGACGGCUGUAUCGCAGUGUCGGGUUUCAGUGGAGCGGUUCAGAUCCACAACACAGCGGUCUGGAGGACGGAGCCGCAGGAAGCUCAGCCGCUGUUCGAGCACCGUGGUCACGCAGUUUCAGCACAGUCCGACGACGGCGUCUUCGUCACCUCCCACGUCUGGCACCCAGAACGGCCGCGGACGCUUCUGUCUGCGGGCUCGGACGGCUCCGUCCACGUGUGGGAUUGGGUCGACCAAUCGGCCGCCAGCUGCUGACGGUCCGACACCAGGGUCACAGCAAAGAUCUGGUCAACGUGAGAAGAGGAUGAAAGGAGCUGAUGUGGAUUCAUCUCUCACUGAAACCACAAAAACAAAGUAACUGUUGAUUUUAGCAGAUCAAAACCUCCCUGUGGAUUCCACUACGGCCUCCAUUUUUCGGGAUGAAAGUGGAAUAUAAUGUGGAACUUGUUUCUGUGCCCAAAAAACAAUCAUGUCAAAAAUAGAUGAGAGAACAUCUUCAGUAAACAAACAGAACUUUAUAAAUUGCUGUUCCUGGUAACUGUUCUGAUUUAAAUACAAAUUAAGUCCGAUGUCUACUGGUUUUUGUAUUCACUGAUGAAAUAUUUUAAUUCCAGAGGCAACGGGAAGAUUUUAAAGUGUUACCUCUGGUAUCAAGCCGUGCUGAUAAUUUAGAAAUAUUUUUGCCUUUUUAAUAGUUAGUAGUGGAGACAAUGUAUUUGGCCGUCCCGGCAUGCUGCUAGUUACGCAGCGACAAGAGGGUAAACUCUGAUUAUCAGCUGAUUCAGUGUCAUACCUGCUGCCAUUUAACAAACAGCAGCAGGUUGUGGAGCUACAACUUUAACUUUCAGAUGUUUGUCAUGAACAAACAUUGACUAUAUAAUACUAGAGAAAUCAAAUACUAAAUAAUGGUCAAUCGUUAGCCAGCUUAAAUUUAAUUAUGAGAACUGUCUGAUUUACUCCACAUAAAAUACCUUAUUUAUUCGAUCCUCUGUCAUUUUGGUGAGACGUCUCCGCAGUCGGAUCAUUUCACAUCUGUGCGUCCUGACCCUGGUGCCCCAACUCAGAGACUACUGCUCCUGCAAAGAGAAGAUGCAGUUGAGUUUUUGCUAUAUUUCAAUUAUCUAAGGAGCAUGAAAGAAGUUGCAUUGUAUUAGGGUCAAGGCAGACAACAGGGGAUAGUGAGAAAAUCUGUUUUGGAAAUUGGGUGACCCUUUAAAAUCCAAAGCCUGAAAACAUCUGUGAUGCAGCAAUAACGGACUCUGUGAUUUGAAAUAAAAGAACUUCUCCAUCAGAGAACAAUGAGUGAAGUGUGACCCUGGCUCAUCAAACACGAGGACUACAGCAGAGUUCAGGUCCAGGUCCGACGAGGUUUUAGGAGAUUUUCUGGAGGUAAUAAUGACGGUCGCGUGUUUUAGUUUACAGAAAUAAAACAUUACAAACGUG
Siniperca chuatsi (mandarin fish) is the source of this 2412-nucleotide messenger RNA. It is a transcript of the gene wdr73, whose product is annotated as WD repeat domain 73. The record is from RefSeq and is a predicted model, not a curated record. Gene Ontology annotation, biological process: cytoplasmic microtubule organization. NCBI's taxonomy places the organism in Eukaryota, Metazoa, Chordata, Actinopteri, Centrarchiformes, Sinipercidae. The transcript has 8 exons. Gene Ontology annotation, molecular function: protein binding. Gene Ontology annotation, cellular component: spindle pole; cytosol. Bases 97 to 1224 code for a protein of 375 amino acids.